AUACACCUCCUGUGUACUUCCUACCCGGUCUAUAGACAACUAUGAGUGCGGAAGUAAACUCCGCUCAAGCACAGUGAUAGUUCUGUGUAAAUUAACUACUAUUUAAAUAAUAGAUUCUAGACACACUAAAUCAAGUGUGUUACUCUAAUACAUAAUAGCGUUAUACUAAUCACUACAAGGUGUAAAAUAAUAUUUUAAUUAGACCUAGUGAAAUCUAGUGCUAGAAUAUAUUUAUAAACUGAGAUGACUACAUUCACAUUUACAUUAAGGAGCACGUACGCUUCAUUGCCACGUACAGCCAGAGGUCAAGCUAUUGUCAUCAAUGGGGAUCCCAAGGGGGAGAAUUUUCUUUAUUGCAAUGGCAGUAAUGUAUUCAUACGCAACAUCAAGAACACGUCUGUGUGUGAAGUUUACUCAGAACAUUCUAAAGAGACAACAGUGGCCAAGUACUCACCUUCAAGGUUCUACAUCGCUUCUGCUGAUAAAGAAGGCAGAGUGAGAGUUUGGGACACAGUCAACAAGGAACAUGUCUUGAAGAUUGAACACAUGGGCCUGUCUGGCGCCAUCAAAGAUUUAGACUGGACAAUGGACAGCCAGAAGUUGUGUGUUGUUGGAGAGGGCAGAGAAGUGUUUGGUCGUGUCUUCACCUUUGACUCCGGCAACUCAGCUGGCGAGAUAACCGGCCACAGUAAAGCCAUCAACACAGUGGGGGUCAGACAAGGCCGCCCCAUGAGGAUAGCCACUGGGAGCGAGGACUUCUCUGUCAUCUUCUAUGAGGGCCCACCAUUUAAGUUCAGCUGCACUAAAUCAGAGCACCAAAAUUUUGUGAACUGCCUGAGGUUCAGCCCUGACGGGGAGAUCUUUAUUUCUGGCGGUGCUGAUGGGAAGCUGUUUAUAUUUGAUGGCAAGACGUCUGAAUUGCUGUCUGAACUUGGCGCACCAAAGGCCCACGCUGGAGGGAUUUAUGCUAUUUGUUUCAGUCCUGAUGGCAAGAAGCUGCUCUCUGUAUCUGGGGACAAGACGGCCAAAAUUUGGGACAUCGUUGGUCGGCAACUGGACACGGAGUUUGUGCUGGGGACGCAGGUCUCAGACAUGCAGGUGGGCUGUCUCUGGCAGGGGGAGGACAUUUUGACAGUCUCUCUCUCUGGCUACAUCAACUUCUUAGAUAUCUCCAGCCCCGCAGCACCACGCAAGGUCAUUAAGGGCCACAACAAGCCUAUUAUGGCCCUGGCCAUUGAUGGCCAACAUGUCUUCACAGCUAGCAGUGAUGGGCUCAUCAUCCGGUGGAAUGCUGCUACUAGUGCAACUGAGGACUUGAAAGGAAAAGGUCACAGCAACCAGGUGACUGGCUUGGUGCUGGAUGGAGACUAUUUGGUGUCUGUAUCCAUGGAUGACACCAUCCGCUUUACUAGGGCUGCUGCACUGGAGUACAGUAAUGAUGCACUCAAAUUAGACUCCCAACCUCGCUCUGUUGACUCCAAAAAUGGUGUAUCCAUAGUGGCUUGCCUACAUCAUCUACUUGUUAUUCAAGCUCCAGGUAGGAAACUAUCAACUUUACCUGUUCAAUUUGAAGCUUUAAGCAUCAGCAUACGUCCAGGUGGACACGAGGUGGCAGUGGGAUCUAAGAGCCAGCUGCAUGUGUACAGCAUCAAGAACCAGCAGCUGACAGAGAUGAGGACGGAGCCUUGUCCUGAAGUGGCAGCACUGGACUACUCACCUGAUGGGGCCUGGCUGGCUGUUGCCACCAAAAAUAAAAUCCGCGUCUUUCAUGUUGAUGAAUGGAAGGAUGAACUGGGUGGGUGGGGUGAGCAACACACAGCCAAGGUCACCUGCCUCAAGUGGUCACCUGACUCUAGGAGGUUUCUCUCUGGCAGCAUUGAUUCAUCAAUUAUUCUCUGGGAGGUGGGCAAGUUCAAGGGUCAGAAGCCAAGUAUUAAAGCUCACCCACUCAGUCAUGUCAACCAAGUGGCGUGGCUGGACAACAACACAGCGGUUACAGUUGGCCAGGAUUCAAACCUCAAAAUCUGGACCAUUUCAGACUAAGCUGCUCACACUUCUGGCAGGCUGACUUGAUAGAAUUGCUACUCAAUGUUUCAUGUCAAGAGACUAAGUUUUAUGUACAUUAGUGUUUGUCUUGCUUGCGACUUUAGUUGUACUCUAUGCACACUGUGCCUUGUAACUGGCUCUCAAUAAAGCACCAGGUCUACAAUGAUAACAAAA
Physella acuta is the source of this 2220-nucleotide messenger RNA. Its product is annotated as WD repeat-containing protein 1-B. Gene Ontology annotation, biological process: locomotion; actin filament depolymerization. The record is from RefSeq and is a predicted model, not a curated record. Lineage: Eukaryota; Metazoa; Mollusca; Gastropoda; Physidae. Gene Ontology annotation, molecular function: actin filament binding. Gene Ontology annotation, cellular component: cortical actin cytoskeleton.